Messenger RNA from Drosophila subobscura, 2319 nucleotides. Its product is annotated as nascent polypeptide-associated complex subunit alpha, muscle-specific form. Lineage: Eukaryota; Metazoa; Arthropoda; Insecta; Diptera; Drosophilidae. The record is from RefSeq and is a predicted model, not a curated record.
GCGGUCACUGCGGUCACACUCCUAGCGCGUUGUUUAAUUUUUUGUUGGCGUCGGUUCGUGCAUUUCUUUUGUCCACUAAACAAUUGUAUUUUCGUGUAAUUAACUGCGGUUGUCAUUUAAAACGACAAAAGAGAUCGUGCAACACGGCCAAACAAAUUCGAUGCUAAGCAAAAUGGCUCAACCCAACAAUGUCAGUGGUGGAGGUGGAACGGGAGGAGGAGUAUCCGCCAGUGGCUCGGGACGUCGCUUGCCGCUCACGCUUGGCGCUGGAACUGCUGUAAGCCGGUCCCAACAGGGCGGUGGCAGCCCCCAGAACGGUGGCAAGAAGGCAGAAUCAUUUGGCGCUGGCCCAUUUGUAUCGCUCAAAAAAACCAGCGGACAGAGAUCCGGAUCAACGAGCUCUUCCUCGAGUGGCUCCACCCCCAAGGAGGACGAGAAGAAGAGCACUAAUGGCGUCGGCAAGUCCGCCAACGGGAAAGAUAAGACACCGCAGAACGGCAACUCCGCCAAGGAACAGAAGCCCAAGGAAAAGGUCGAAAAACUAGCUGAGAAGAGGGACAACAAGGAUGCCCAAGAAAACACCAACGUCAACAGCGAAAAGGAAGCCAAAGGCCGUAGCAGAUACUGCACCAAUUGUAAAAAAGAAAAGACUGUAGAGAUUGAUCUAACCGUCGCUGAACCUAAUAAUGAUGUGGUUGUGGUACAAGAGAGUCCAGUGAAAGUGCCCACCACCCCCACUGGCGAGCGGAAAUCGUUGCGCAAAGCGGCGGCGGCCAGCCAGCAAAAAUCUCCAAGCAACAAGCAGAGCUCCUCGCCGGCUACAAAGAAACAGACAGAAACGGCAGUGGCUGCUCCAGAGCCAGUGGUGGAGACUCCCGGUACACCACAGGAGGAUGUUGAAAUGGAGCCACUGACCAUGGAUGCCUCACCCAUACGCAGUGUGACGAGUGCUGUUGGCCAUCUCAAUGCCCAGCCGGCUGCCACAUCGACACCAGGACGCCGCCUGUUUGGUUUCGGGGGAAGCACCAAGCCGCCGAGCAAUGAAGUCAACCUGGUUGCUCAGCCAUCCAGCCCGGCCCCGGUCCGCACUUUUGCACAGAUCAGUGGUCGGCGCAGCAUACGCAACACAACCUCGCUGACACCGUCAAAAGUGGGCACCUACAGAUGCACCAACAAUGAUCUGGAUACAUCUAACUGCACAAAUUACAGCAUGAAUGCUACAGUUGGCUCAGAGAUACCCAACAGUUCGUCAUUCUCCUUCUCGUUCUUUGGGCGCGGACGCAAGCGCGAGCGUACACCGCCCCAACAACUGCUGGGAUCACAGUCGACCACUGACUUGCCGCUGGAAAUGGAAACUUCGCCACCAAAGCGCGCCCGCUUUGAUCUCUUCAGCCUGAACUUGGCAUCUCCUUUCUCUUUGCUACGCUCGCGCUUCUCGAAGACCGUCAACAUCAGCUCGCCCCAGCGAUUGCGUCUGGAUCAAUCCUCAACCGAAGGAGACGAAAAUGGCAAAGUCCAGGACGUUCAGUGCAUUGCUGUCGAAAUGGAUCAACAGCAGCUCAACAUAUCUUCGGGCAGUGCUGAGGAGCAGGACAAAAAGGAGGUGACUGUCGGCCAAGAGGCGGGCCUGGAGACGCCUAAGAAGGCCGGAAGUCCAGACAAAGAAAUCCACGAGAAAGAAAUCAACAAUGGCACCGCCGAAGCUGAUGGCGAGAAUAUUUCUUCGGUUGCAGAGGCUGCCGUGGAAGUAUCUGUGGGCGAAAACCGUUCGCGCUGCUCAAUAAUGUAAACGAUGAAUGGAUGGAUGGACUUCCCUCAAUGAUAAACAACUCCCAAUCCCCUUACCCUUAGCUGAUAAAAUUAUGUCUUAUGUCGUAGCAUAUCCGUCACCCUUUCAUGUAGUUUGUGUUUUGACAAAAAUCACAUGUUAAGAGUGAGCUGCAACCCCACCCCUUUUAUGGCCAUAGCCAGCACGUGAUGCGGCACUGGCUGUUCUCUUCUGGCGGAAGGAAGAGCUAACCCAAGCAAGGCCCAUCACGUGUCCGUCCUGGCGGUGAUUCCUCGCUAAAUGGCUGAGUUGCAAUCUGAAGCUUCUCAGGCAUCCACUGACGAAUCGCCUGGCACCGAGAACAAUACGCCACCAUCUCGUGUGUACCCAGACAAUUUGGGUACCAGAAGAAACAAGUAUUUAGUUGUAGUGGAUAAGAAUUCGAAGUUUUAUGUUAAAUGUACGUCAUUUUUCGUUAAAUUAAAGGCUUUCUAUCAAAUAAACACAAGAAAGUAUAAUAUAAACAAAAAGUUGCGACAAAAUUUAACGCA